Messenger RNA from Leptosomus discolor (cuckoo roller), 2527 nucleotides. The record is from RefSeq and is a predicted model, not a curated record. Lineage: Eukaryota; Metazoa; Chordata; Aves; Leptosomiformes; Leptosomidae.
AUUUUCAGAUGCACUCGAUCAGUUCAUGAAAUCACAAACAAUGGUUAAUCGCAAGAUUGUACCUGGAGUAUUAACUUGGCCCAUAUCAUCUCGGGUCAUUGAAGAGACACGAAUAGAGAAUUUACAGUUGAUGUUAAAGAAUUGUAUUGAGGAAUGCAAGUUCCCUCCAGAACCAGAUGCAAUUUGUCGGUAUCAGCAAUGCCAUGGCCACUCCAAAAUACAAAUAUUUUUUACAGACCCAGACUUUAAGGGUUUUAUACGUAUUACUUGCUGUCAGCAGUGUAGAGUGGAGUUUCAUAUCAGCUGUUGGAAAAAGCUGAAAACCACAAACUACAGUGAUAAAAAUGAUAAGGAUUUUCUUCAAGAAUUGUGUUUCACUCCUGAUUGUACAGGCCUUAUUUCGAAAAUAGUUAUUUUCAGUUCUUCUGGUCUGGUUAAAUGUGAAUUUGAACAAAAAAUCGCAAAACCCAAGGAACCACCAAGGGCCAGUAUUAAACAGAAAUGUUCAAGUCUUAGGAAGUUAAAAAUGAAACAAGAAAAAAAAAUACGAAGAAAACGUGCACGAGAAGAGGCACGGAACUCUGCUAAAAAGGAAGUAGAAGAAAACCAGAUGGGGAAUGAACCAUCUCAGUACAGUGAUCGCAGUGGUUAUAUUCAGGAUUUAUACGCUGGCGAUCGAGUCCUGCAGCAUAUCAGUCGAAAUGCUGAGCAAAUAAAAACAGCUGUUCGCGAUGCUUCUAAACUAUUAAAGGAAUUACUUUCAUGGUUUGUAAUAAGUGAGGAGGAUUAUAUGUCGUACUCCAAAACUAGUAGCAUGUCGCACGAAGUGAUGGAGCAGCUCAUCAGUUACUUAACUCAGGAAAAAAACAGAGUGAAAACAAGGGGUUUUAUCCAUGUGCUGUGUGAGCUGGAAGAAGUGGAUCCCAAAUUACACAAAUGGCUGAAACAUCUUAACAACUUGGGUCUGACAGCUACAAAGAACUUUAUCCUUCAAUAUGGACAAUUUUUAAAAGAGCUUGACCUUUCUAUUUUAACCACACUCUGGAAUGAGAAGUAUGGUAGUAAAUUUGACUAUGUGACAACUAGUUCUGAAGACAAAGAAAUUCGUGAUUAUUUCUUAAAACCACCCCUAGAGAAAACCCGUUGCUUUGUAUGGCUGCUAGAAGAUAACAGAGAGAAUUUUCCAUUUCUUCAUCAAGCUUUAGAUGAAUUCUUUGAUAAAAUGGAUGACCCUACCAUUAUAUUAAAGAAGGAGGGAAAUGAAAGUAUAUUGACUAAUGGUAUCAAAGUUAAAAACAAAAACAGGAAGAAGAACUCAAAAGACUCAAAGUCUAUUUUAGUAUUAUCCAGUGGAGUUAGUACAGCACCACGAGAAGAAGAUAAGAUAUUUAUAGAAGAAAAUACUUUAGAUUUUACAAAUUCUUAUGAACCAUUUGUAAUCCCAGAAUAUCUUCGGGGGCAACUGGAGGAAUUUGAAGCUCUCUGUGACGUUUCAAAUAGUAACAGUUAUCACAGACGUAUGGAAAAUAACCCAGAUCAAACCUGUGAGAGCUUGUAUGAAUAUUUCUCUCAAAUCUUGGAAGAACAUGGCCCUAUGGAAAUUAAUAAUAAAUUACUAGUUGGGGAGUAUCAACAUUUCCCUGAAGAAGCUCGAAAGAUUGUAGAAGAUGAAGGUGGUCUGCAGUCCUUUCUUCUGAAAUCCCUUCGUUUCAUUAUGGUGGAUAAUCUUAUUGGCUUAAGAAAGCAUGCAAUUCUUAUUGAAGAAAAUACGAACAGAAAUGAGACUGGAGAUAACGAAGAAGAAAAUUAUAGAGUCUGUGGUGUGCAAGAAAAUUCUUCCCUGAACAAGCUACAGUUAAAUCCAGCUGCUAAGGAAUUCAAACCCCUGUCCUAUCCUAAGCAACCCUAUAUAUCAACAUCUACUGACUUAACAGUAGCAAGUUAUGAGACUCCACGAUAUUUGCCCUGGUCUUUUCCUACUUCAUGUAAAUCGGUGCAUUCUUUGCAUAGUCAGAAUAUUGAUUCUAUAGAAAAUAAGUCGUCGUAUUCAGACAUUUUGCUGAAGUGCUUUGAUUCUAAAACCCCUGGUAUAUUUUUGCCUCGGACUUCCUGGGGUUAUCAAUAUGAAAGGAUAUUGACAGUGCCUUCUCACAUGCCUCUUAUGUCAAGUGUUGCCAAGCAGCCUUGUUAUAUUCAUGCUGAUUGUGUAGCUCACCAGGAUAAUGACGAAUCAGACAGAAAAUACGUCUCCAGCAGUCUUAUACCAACUGAAAUACAAACAUAUGAAGACCCUCCAUGCCAGCUGGAGAACUCUGAUAACACAUUGUAUGAAGACAAUUUUGCUGUGGCAAGUAGUACAAAAGAAGCUGAAUGUGGUGUGCAGGUUAUUAAGAUGGAAAAAGAAAGCAAAGUUGUACCUCUAAGGAAGAACAAUCCUCAUACAAGGAUGAUAGCUGUUCAGGUAAAUCAUGAAGUAGCUGAUAGAGAAGCUAAUACCCUGCCUUUCCAUCCAUUUGAAAUGCAACAA